AUGCAAAUCUUCGUUAAGACAUUAACUGGUAAGACCAUUACCCUUGAGGUCGAGUCCUCUGAUACAAUUGACAACGUCAAAUCGAAGAUUCAAGAUAAGGAAGGAAUUCCUCCAGACCAACAACGUUUAAUUUUCGCUGGUAAGCAAUUAGAGGAUGGCAGAACCCUCUCUGAUUACAACAUUCAAAAGGAAUCUACUCUUCACUUGGUGUUGAGAUUGAGAGGUGGUAUGCAAAUCUUCGUCAAGACUUUAACCGGUAAGACCAUUACUCUCGAAGUCGAAUCAUCCGACACUAUCGAUAACGUUAAGUCCAAGAUUCAAGAUAAGGAGGGAAUCCCCCCAGAUCAACAGCGUUUGAUCUUUGCUGGUAAACAAUUGGAAGACGGAAGAACUCUUUCGGAUUACAACAUCCAGAAAGAAUCUACAUUGCACUUGGUAUUGAGAUUAAGAGGUGGUAUGCAGAUUUUCGUCAAAACCUUGACUGGAAAAACUAUCACUCUCGAGGUCGAAUCGUCUGAUACUAUCGACAACGUCAAGUCGAAGAUUCAAGACAAAGAAGGAAUUCCACCAGAUCAGCAACGUUUAAUUUUUGCCGGUAAACAGUUGGAAGAUGGAAGAACACUUUCCGACUACAACAUUCAAAAGGAAUCUACUCUUCACUUGGUGUUGAGAUUGAGAGGUGGUAUGCAAAUUUUUGUCAAGACUUUGACUGGAAAAACUAUCACUCUUGAAGUUGAAUCGUCUGACACGAUUGACAACGUCAAGUCCAAAAUUCAGGACAAGGAAGGUAUUCCACCAGACCAACAACGUUUGAUCUUCGCUGGUAAACAAUUAGAGGACGGCAGAACCCUUUCUGACUACAACAUUCAAAAGGAAUCUACUCUUCACUUGGUGUUGAGAUUGAGAGGUGGUAUGCAAAUUUUCGUCAAGACUUUGACCGGUAAGACCAUCACUCUCGAAGUCGAAUCGUCUGAUACCAUUGACAACGUGAAGUCGAAGAUUCAAGACAAAGAAGGAAUUCCACCAGAUCAGCAACGUUUAAUUUUUGCCGGUAAACAGUUGGAAGAUGGAAGAACACUUUCAGACUACAAUAUCCAAAAGGAGUCAACCCUUCACUUGGUGUUAAGAUUGAGAGGUGGUAUGCAAAUUUUCGUCAAGACUUUGACCGGUAAAACUAUCACCCUCGAAGUCGAGUCUUCUGACACUAUCGACAACGUCAAAUCCAAGAUUCAAGACAAGGAAGGUAUUCCUCCAGAUCAACAACGUUUGAUCUUUGCAGGUAAGCAAUUGGAAGAUGGUAGAACCCUCUCUGACUACAACAUUCAAAAGGAGUCAACUCUUCACUUGGUGUUGAGAUUGAGAGGUGGUCACUAA
Meyerozyma guilliermondii ATCC 6260 is the source of this 1374-nucleotide messenger RNA. RefSeq names its product ubiquitin (gene UBI4). NCBI's taxonomy places the organism in Eukaryota, Fungi, Ascomycota, Pichiomycetes, Serinales, Debaryomycetaceae. Gene Ontology annotation, molecular function: ubiquitin protein ligase binding; protein tag activity. The coding region runs from base 1 to 1374 and encodes 457 amino acids. The transcript has a single exon. The record is from RefSeq and is a predicted model, not a curated record. Gene Ontology annotation, biological process: protein ubiquitination; modification-dependent protein catabolic process. Gene Ontology annotation, cellular component: cytoplasm; nucleus.